Aspergillus fischeri NRRL 181 is the source of this 3510-nucleotide messenger RNA. Its product is annotated as PE repeat family protein. Gene Ontology annotation, molecular function: calcium ion binding. Lineage: Eukaryota; Fungi; Ascomycota; Eurotiomycetes; Eurotiales; Aspergillaceae. The record is from RefSeq and is a predicted model, not a curated record. Gene Ontology annotation, biological process: negative regulation of protein sumoylation. The transcript is spliced from 3 exons. Bases 1 to 3510 code for a protein of 1169 amino acids.
AUGGCCAACCUACAGUAUGCACAGCUUCCCAAGUUUGAAUAUCAGACAAUCGAGCGUCAAUAUCAGACCUUCGACCGUCAAACUUUGCAAUUUUCAUUUUAUCCCGUCACUGCUACUUCUUCGGAUGGUCUGACAUCGGAUAAGGAUCAGGAUACCACCAAUAACGCGACCAAUUCAGAGGAAGGCCCAUCCCCAGAGAGUGCUCCCGUAGAAGAAUCAAGUAGUUCUCCCGUUGACGCUGCGCCUGCACCCGAAUCUGAAGAGUCACCUGAAGCGGCAGCUGCUCCGCCUGAGCCUGAACCGUCAGAUGAGCCUGCACCAGAAGCCAAGGAAGAAGCAGAACCUGCGCCAGAGGCAGACGGUACCGAGCAGAAAGCCGAAGACGCCGCCAACCCCGACGAGUCCGAGACGCCAGCGGCCACUGAAGAUGCCGCGCAAGACCCACCGCCCGAGGAAGGUGAUGGUGCCGCAGCGGCGGUAGAUGAAAGUCCUGCAUCGGAAAACAAAGAAGGAGACAGCAACGAGGAUGAUUUCCCAGAAUGCGAUCCAUCCGCGGAGCUCGAUAAGGUCGAGGCCGAGAAAGAGGAAGCGGCACGGCAAGCGGAGGAGGAUGCAAAAGCAGAAGAGGAGGCAGAAGCAGCGGCUGCUGCUGCAGGGGUUCCUGAUGACGUCGAUAUUGAUACUGGAAAUGCGAACUCACCUGCAGAUAAUCCUGACAGCGAAGAAGCUGCUCCCGCACAGGGCGACUCACCAACGGACGGGUCAGCAGAAGAAGAUGCGACGAAACCCGACACUGAGGAUAGUCCAGCCCCGGACGAACCCGCUGAAGAACAGAGCGACCCACCACCCGAAGCGGAGCAGCCCGUGGCUGAAGAACAAGCUCCUACCGAGGAACCUCCUGCCGAGGAGCAGCCCGCUCCUGAAGAGCCCGCACCUGAACCUUCUUCUGAGGAGGAACCCGCCGCGCCGACUGAGACGGCGGAGGACAACACUCCGGAAGAAGCGGUAGCUCCCGAGGGUGCAACUGCCGAUGACGUUUCAGACGAAACGACACAGGAAGAGCCUGCUGCUGCAGAAAGCCCAGUCGAGGACAAGCAAGAGGAGGCAACCGAAGCUCCCGCAGCGGAAGAAGGAGCAACUGAGACACCGGCCGCGGACGAAGCUGUAGCUGAAGAUGCUGCCGCCCAAUCGGCUCCAGAAGCACCGCCAACUGAUGAGGUGGCUCAACCGGAGGUAACUCCUGCGGAAGCUCCAGCAGAAGAAAAGAAAGAGGACGCUCCUGAAGAACCACCGGAGCAACCUCCGACUAAAGAAGUCGUCGAAGAAUCUGCUUCCCCCGAACCUGAGGCCGAAGAGCCAGCACCUGCCGAGCAGCCCCCUCCUGCAGAUGAGCCUGCGCCUGAAGAACCUCCUGCUGCUGAGGAACCGGCCCCUGCUGCGCCUGAAGCGGAGGAACCUGCUCCCGUUGAAGAGGCACCGGCAGAGGAACUCGUUGCUGAAGAGCCUACUCCAGAGGAUAAAUCCGCUCCAGUUGAAGAGGCUGCCGUCGAGGAAGCGCCUCCUGCCGAAGAACCUGCUCCAGCCGAAGAACCUGCUCCAGCCGAAGAACCUGCUCCAGCCGAAGAACCUGCUCCAGCCGAAGAACCUGCUCCAGCCGAAGAACCUGCUCCAGCCGAAGAACCUGCUCCUGCCGAAGAACCUGCUCCAGCUGAAGAACCUGCUCCUGCCGAAGAACCUGCUCCAGCCGAAGAACCUGCUCCAGCUGAAGAACCUGCUCCAGCUGAAGAGCCUGCUCCUGCCGAAGAACCUGCUGCGUCUGAAGAACCCACUCCUGUUGAUGUGGCUCCUAUUGAGGAGCCUGCCCCAACAGAAGAACCCGCGGCUGAAGACCCAGCUCCAGCCGAGGAGGCUACCGAGCCUAUUCCAGCGGGAGAUCCUGCCCCUGCUGAUGAGCCCGAGAUAGUUGAAGAAUCUGCUCCGGCUGAUCCACCUGCGCCUGUUGAAGAGCCGGCUCCUACUGAGGAACCUCCUCCAGUUGAAGAUCCUGCCCCCGUUGAAGAACCGGCUCCCGCUGAAGACCCUGCUGCUGCCGAGGAGAUUCCUGCUGAGGAACCUUCUCCUGUGGAAGAUGCUCCUACUGAGGAACCUGCCCCAGCUGAGGAGGUUCCUGCUGAGGAGCCAGCACCUGUGCAAGAACCUGCUGAGGAACCCACGCCAAUUGAAAAGUCUGCUCCAGCGGAGGAACCUGCUCCCGUGGAAGAGGUCCCUGCUGAGGAAUCUGCCCCUGUCGAAGAGCCUGCUGCUGCUGAGGAGAUCCCUCCUGAAGAGCUAGCUCGUGAGGAACCUGCUCCUGUGGAAGAUGCUCCUGCUGAGGAAUCUGCUCCCGUUGAAUCUGCGCCCGUUGAAGAGCCUGCUGCCGCCGAGGAGAUACCUGCCGAGGAACCUGCCGUUGUCGAGGAAGGCGCUCCUAUUGAAGAAUCUGUCCCAGUCGAAGAAGCUGCUCCUGUGGACGAAGAAGUCUCCGAAGAGGCUCCAGACCCGACGCCUGUUGAGGAAACCUCAAGAGAUAUCGAUGGCUUGGAGCCCUUGGAAGCAGCCUUGCCAGCUGUUGUUCCAGCCGCCAUAGCAGCCGAACAUGCACGCAGGAGAAAGAGGCGGUCCCCGGAUCAGGGACAGAGACGACAUUCGAAGAGUUCUUCUGAGGAAGUACGAAGAUCAUUGCCACGCCAGAAACUUGAGCGAAGUGGUAGUCUCCUUGAUCGGUGGAACAAAGCCCUCGAGGAAGCCAAGCGACAGCAUGAAGAAAAGCUAAGGCAGGAGGAAAUACGGAGUAAAGACAAAUUCCGUGCUCCAGAGAAGGCAGAGAGGGACAGGCAUUCCUCGGAGCGAGAGCGCCCUAAACGAAGCGAGCGUUCGUCGAAAGAAGAAGCUACCGUGGAUGUCAAACCCAGUCGACGAAGAUCCGAGCGCUCAGCCACGUAUGAAGUCGAGCGUUCUUCGCGGGAAAAGGCUGCCGUGACUAUCGAACCGAGCCGACGGACCAGAGAGCAUUCGAGUAGUCACGGAGGCGAACGUAGAAGUACCUCCUCAAGGGAUGGCCAUGCAUCGGGCUCGAAGCCGCGAGCCUUCCUGAAAUACAUGACAGCCGAAUCAGAAACGAAUGGUCCCCUUCUUAAGAUCAAUGGCGACAAAGCUGCUGCCAAUGUGUUUGGGCGUCGGUCUUCCACAAGCCAUUCCCACAGUCACCGUCACUCGCACGAAGGAAGAGGGUCCGACCGUUCCACGAGCUCCCAUCAUGCGGAGGAGGAAGAGCAGGCUCGACGCGAGCGAAGGGCACGACGAAGGGCUGCAGAAGAAGCAGAGCAGGCAAAGGAAAGAGAAGCGACCGACCAUCAUCGCCACCGUCAUGGUGGAGAAACCCGCCAUCACCAUCACAGACGCCGGAGAGAUGAGCCUCCAAAGGAAGAGUCGAAGCUCAAGAAUAUCCUCAAAGCAGUUGUUGCUCAUUAA